AAGAAGAAACAGAAGUCUUGAUUCUGACGUUUUGUUUCCAGACGAACAUAUUCAGCUGUUACUCAACCAAGGAAACGUGUGUUUAUAUUUUCCAAGCAAUUGGAUUUUAUUGGUUAUGAAUCCGUGUGUACUAGUAAACCGAUACUGACGAAAAUUUACAGAACAUACGUAAUGCAAUUGCGUCCAUUUGAGUGAUAUUUGUGUGUGAUUUUUCAGGAAGUAAUUUUUAGUACAUUCUUGGGCUAGCGAACUAGUCACAAUGACGAUCAAACGACAAAAGAAAGCCAAGAAAAACAUCAAUUUCUACAAACAUAACUUCAGUUUUAGAGAGCCCUUUCAAAUUCUCAUCGACGGGACGUUUUGCCAAGCGGCUCUGAAGAAUAAGAUUCAAAUCAAAGAGCAGAUGCCGAAAUACCUCAUGGGGGAGGUGCAACUUUGUACUACAAAUUGUGCAUUGAAGGAACUCGAAUCAUUGAAAGACCUCUAUGGUGCCAAACUCAUCCUGCAGCGGUAUCAGGUUAGGAACUGCAAGCAUUUCAAGAACCCCGUCUCUGCGUCAGAGUGUCUGCUCUCCAUGCUGGAAGGGACCAAUCCACACCACUACUUUGUUGCCACACAGGACCAAGAGCUGACAGCAGGCCUGAAGAAGAUCCCAGGCGUGCCUCUUAUGUAUAUCAUCGUCAACACCAUAGUGUUGGACAAGCCCAGCCAAUGCUCGGUUAGCCAUGUGGAGGCUGUGGCUCUGGGAGAGAUGGUCACACCAGCCCAGCAGCAGAGCAUCAACAGCCUGAAGGAGGUGCAGGGGAUCGGGCAGGAUGGAGAGCGCCGGGGCAAGAAGCGUAAGAGGAAAAUCUCCAAUCCCAACCCACUCAGCUGCCUAAAGAAGAAGAAAAAACAGCCACCGACGCAGCCUCUUAUGACUGAGAAGAAGAAACGGAACCGUCAAAGGAAACGCAGCAAGCCAGAGGGAGGCGAGGGUCCAUCCCUCAAACCGCUCCCAAACCCUUAGUGUGGUGGGAAGAAGGCUCCCAAAGGUUGAAAUUUGAACAGCUGAAUGUAAAUGUAUACCUCUUUUUAUAGAUAAAUUACUGUUUAUAUCUCUACUAAACAGAUUUGCCAGAUCAAAGGCAUCCAAGAGAUCCAACUUCAAAUGUCUGGAGAACAUAUUUUGAAGAAGCACACAAUGAAUUCAGUCUUUGUAUUGCGUUCAUGAUGUCAUGUUUCUAAAAAUGUAUCCUCAAAACAGUUCAAUCUAGUUUUUGACCAUCAGAAGGUAUUGAUAUUCUAAGUCAUUAUUAUAGUAAGUCCAUAGCCAUUAUACCCAGUUUGCUGGCUCAAUGAACCAGCUAUGAAAAGGAUCGUCAUUGACAUGAACCAGUAUUCAUUUUAUUAGAAAACGUACAUCAGAUGCUGGGGCUCAGGACUACAAGCAUGGCAUCAAAUAUCUGAUUUAGAACACAUUUUAGCAACAGUAUCUACAAUAUAUAAUUUUGGGUUUUAUACAAAAAGGAAAAUGCAAGUUUACUGGCACAUAGUUUAAAAGGGGAUGCACUGAAACAUUACAUCAUAUACAAUUUCAGAGGGAGUCCAUGGAUAUCAAAACAAUGCAUUCAUUGUAAAGGAUGGUCAGAACUACUUGUCCUCUGCAGCUAUGAACCAUGAUAAGACGAGCAAUAGCGUAUUCAAGAAUGACUGUCGCAACGAGUCUAAACACCUAUGCAAGUUUCCAUCAAAACUGUUUUAAUUAAUGAAUACCAAAUUAAAGUUUUCUAUAUAGAGAUUUCUUGACAUUCAGCUGCAUCAAAUUUGAAUUAAAUGUAGUUUCCUGACACCCACUGGGCUGAGUUGUCUUGAAAGUUAGAGUGAUGAAAGAUGCAGCAUUUAAGUCUAAUUCUGACCAAACCAUUAACAUCUGCAUUAGAUAGUUGAAACGAGUAUUUUCAUUGUCACAGUAUGUGACUUAAAACAAAGGUAAUUAUUCAAGAAAUACAAUUUCAGGAGCAAUUAAUUGGAAUAAAGUAUAUUUAAAAAUGGA
Messenger RNA from Oncorhynchus keta (chum salmon), 2035 nucleotides. It is a transcript of the gene utp23, whose product is annotated as UTP23 small subunit processome component. Gene Ontology annotation, cellular component: small-subunit processome; nucleolus. The record is from RefSeq and is a predicted model, not a curated record. Bases 260 to 1009 code for a protein of 249 amino acids. Lineage: Eukaryota; Metazoa; Chordata; Actinopteri; Salmoniformes; Salmonidae. Gene Ontology annotation, molecular function: small ribosomal subunit rRNA binding. The transcript has 3 exons.